This is a messenger RNA of Salpingoeca rosetta, 2106 nucleotides long. RefSeq lists its product as uncharacterized. NCBI's taxonomy places the organism in Eukaryota, Choanoflagellata, Craspedida, Salpingoecidae. Bases 107 to 1768 code for a protein of 553 amino acids. The transcript has 4 exons. The record is from RefSeq and is a predicted model, not a curated record.
UGAACGAGCAAGGACCGCAACAGUCACAACUGAUUGGUACUUUGCCAAUUGCGACUGCUGCAAUUUGCAAACACACCUCAAAUCCCACACAAGCACAGCCGCCAAUAUGGAGCCGAGCAAAGGCGUGCGGCUGGCGGUGCUUGGAGCGGUGAUUGCUGCGGUGUUGGCGUGGGCGGUGUACGAGACGGUGCUGCGGGAUGCCACGGCCAUCAUCUCCUCCGUGCUGGCACUGACAGCGUGUACUGCAGAGAACGUGCUGCACGUGGACUACGCUGGCCUGGCGUCUUACGAGGCAGAGGGGUACGCACCCUACGCCAGCGUGUGGUACGAUGCAGACCUGCAGUCGUACGAGGCGCGGUUCCUUGCUGCCAACGCCUCCGCCGUGUACGUGAGCCGCCUGCACGGCUGCGUGCUGCAGCCGCUCUCGCCGCACAUGCAAGCUGCCAGGGACCUGUACCACCGCGCUGUGUCCGCGGAGAGCGAACAAGACGCAGCCGAGGUGGGAGCGCUGCAGUCUUUGCUGGCGCAGCUCAGGCCAGGCGGCCCUCGCCAAGCGCAAGCACACACCGCAGAUAAGGACAAGGAGAUCAGCACAGGCAGCAGGAAUAGCGGCGAGAGCCAGGCCGACGACCAUCGCAGCAGCAGCAGCAGCGAUGUUAACGAUGAUGCUAACGAUGAUGAUGAUGGCACUGGGUACUUUGGUGACACGGCGCUGUGCAGUGACGAUGAGCGGCUGAGCGAGGAAGAGAUUGCGGCGUUGCAGGCCAUCUUCGAUGCGGAGAUCAAGCGUGGAGAGCAGCAGCAGGAGCACACCCGCGGCCUCGCAGCCGUGCACUGCGGCAAGCUGGUGGCGGAGUCGUACGCGUCCUGGCUGAACAUCACGGCAGACAGCGCCCAGCUCGGCUGGUCCAGGAGCAUAUGGAUACACUCUAAUACGUUAGGGAGCCAGUGUAAAACUUAUUUUUUCCUACCUACCCGCACUUCUUGCUACCUGGACAUGGACGAGAGCGUCGACAACGACCUCAUCCAGCUGCGCCACCUCCUGCACAUGGUGGACGGCCUCGACUACAACGAGCACUACGGCAUGAUCAACGACCCCGCGCGCAUGCUGUUCCUGGAGCGGUCCACGGCCGGGUUUGCGCGCAACAAGGCGCCCGCCCAUCUGCCUGGCGAGCGUUGGUGCUACAACAGCGGGGCCACUAACUUGGCCAGUUGGAUGCUCCGCCAAUCUUUUCCCUCCUGGUGGGACUACUGGCGCUUCCCAUACGAGAAGCUGUUUGCACCCAUUGGGGCAAAGUCGUUUGUGCUGGAGACGGACAGCGAGGGCAUCUUUGUUGGCAGCAGCUUUGGGUUUGCCACCGCCCGCGACUGGGCACGUUUCGGCGUCCUCCACUUGCAGCACGGCCGCUGGGGUGAGCAGCAAGUGGUGCCGGCGUCAUAUCUUCGCGACUUCACCUUCAAGCGCCUGACUGUCACCGAUGACAUUUAUUCUGGCGGAUGGUGGCACCCACCCGCCGGCCGCGAGAACGUGACGCAACUGCAGCAGGACCCGCGCACCGCGUGUAUUGCGCAACACAUUGAGGAGAGCGCGUGGACGACGCAGUGCAUUCCGCAUGAGGCAAUCAUUGCCGAGGGUUACAAAGGGCAGAUGCUCAUGAUCAUUCCUUCCAAGAAGUUUGUGCUGGUGCGUCUCGGUCAUCUCUGGGAUCGCGAGAACCGCAUCCCAUUCUUCGAUGACGUCAUGCGCGUGCUCAACGCAGAGGUGUAGGUGUGAACUGCUGGCACGGCCUGACACCAGCACGUGUGCGAUGGCUUAGGCAAACAGAAGAGGGGUGGGGGACGUUGUGAUGUGAUCGUCUUUUGCACUUGCUAGUUGAUUUGAGUGUUGUGUUCGUGUGUGUGUGUGUGUGUGUGUGUGUGUGUGUGUGUGUGUGUGUGUGUGUGUGUGUGUGUGUGUGUGUGUGUGUCUGCUCCUCUUUCUCUCCCUCUCUUUGCGCCAGAAUGCUUGUGUUCAAUCUGCUAGUUUCGUGUUGAUUGUCUGCUGGUGUGUCACGUCACAUCACUCAACCACGGCCAAACCCCAAAUAAAACAAAAACGAAAGCAAA